Molecule: messenger RNA, 1156 nt
Organism: Cornus florida
Lineage: Eukaryota; Viridiplantae; Streptophyta; Magnoliopsida; Cornales; Cornaceae
Product: LOB domain-containing protein 29-like
Exons: 2
Coding region: 126-803 (225 amino acids)
Biological process (GO): positive regulation of DNA-templated transcription; hormone-mediated signaling pathway
Cellular component (GO): nucleus
Source: RefSeq, a predicted model, not a curated record
AUUCAUUAAAAUAUGAUCCACCUCCCUCUUCUUCUAGUGUUUAUAAACAUGAUGAUAAUGCUUGCUUGCACUCAUAAUCAUCAAUCAAAUUAUCAUCACCACAAGUACCCCCAAAAGAGUUCAACAUGACUGGCUCUGGUUCUCCUUGUGGUGCCUGCAAAUUCUUGAGAAGAAAAUGUGUGAGGGGUUGUGUUUUUGCACCUUAUUUCUGCCAUGAACAAGGUGCUACUCAUUUUGCUGCCAUCCACAAAGUUUUUGGCGCCAGCAAUGCCUCAAAGCUCCUUGCUCACCUCCCUGUGAGUGACCGGUGUGAAGCCGCGGUUACAAUCUCAUAUGAAGCCCAAGCUAGGCUUCAAGAUCCCAUUUAUGGCUGUGUUUCGCAUAUUUUCGCGCUUCAAAAACAGGUUGUGAAUCUACAAGCACAACUAGCUUCUCUAAAGGAAAUAGCAGCUCAAAGCUUUCCCAAUCCCACCACAAAUGCAAACCCUAAUGAGGGACUCUAUGGGAAAUUUCCUUCCUACUCACAAGAUCAUCAUCAUCUUCAGAGCUGGUUUCAGUCUGAAACUUCAAACAUGAUGCCACAAUUCAAUCCAAACCAAACCAGUAGUGUUGAAACCCUUUCAUGUUAUCAGAAUGGGCUCAUGGAGUACUCUACGGAAGAUCAUGCAAAUUCAGUCAUACCGGGCGAAAAUGUUUCUUAUACUAGAUUUGAAAGGGCUUCUCAUUCCAUGGAUUCUCGGUGGACUUUUCAAGAUGAUACCAAUGAUCUUCAGGCAGUGGGCUUUGAAUAUAUUCAGCAUUAAUUCAAGAGGGAAGGGAUUGGAGCGAAAGGUUUAUCAUAUGGGGUGAAGAUUACUCUGCCAAUUUUGUAUUAGUACUACUGCACACUUUCUACACAAGCACUUCUGCUGCUAUAUAUAAAUAAAGUAGGAACCCUAGAAAUAUUGUUCAUACAAAUGGGAAUGGUAUAAUCCAUCCCAUGAUUGUUUCUUAGAUCGUGUGUCAUUGAAUAUGAGUAGAAUAUUAACAUAUUUUUCUGAAAAAAGUGGCUUUUUAAAGCUAAUCAUUCUUGUUUAUGGACCUAGGUAGCUAAGAUAUAUCUAAAUCUUAGACGUAAUCAAGAAAUGGAAACCUACACCAUCAAAAAAAAAAAAAC